ACAGUACUCCUCAUCCUAUCCUUCUGUGAGAAUGAGAAUGGGACAUGGGGUUUUUGGCAUUCGCUCCUUAGCUUAUAAUGCUUUUAUUCUCAUGUCAUUUCUUCACCAAUCCAAUGCCAAAUUGUUGUAUGAUACAAAGCAGGGUGGGUGUGAUUUCUUCCAAGGGAGUUGGGUCUAUGAUGAUUCUUAUCCUAUAUACGACACAUCAGUGUGCCCGUUUAUUGAGAAACAAUUUGAUUGCCAGAAAAAUGGACGUCCUGAUAAGUUAUAUCUCAAAUACAGAUGGAUGCCUAGUGCUUGUGCUUUACCAAGAUUUGAUGGCCAGGAUUUUUUGAGGAGGAAUAAAGGGAAGAAAAUAUUGUUCGUAGGGGACUCUCUAAGCCUGAAUCAAUGGCAAUCUCUCACAUGCAUGCUGCAUGCAUCGGUUCCCCAAUCAAAGUUCACUAUUCAAAGAAAAGGAGACGUCUCUACCUUUUCUUUGCAUGAUUAUGAGAUUUCUGUGGUUUUAUCUCGUAAUGCAUUUUUAGUUGAUUUAGUGAAAGAAAAGAUAGGCAAGGUUUUAAAGCUGGAUUCUAUUGAAAAUGGGAAUUAUUGGAAAGGAUACGACAUGCUCAUCUUCAACACUUGGCAUUGGUGGCUUCACAAAGGAAGUGAACAACCAUGGGACUACAUUCAAGAAGGAAAAACAAUUCGGAAAGACAUGGAUCGUCUGGUUGCUUUUAAAGAUGGACUUACUACAUGGUCAAAGUGGGUAGACACCACUAUUAAUCCCAACGUUACCAAAGUAUUCUUCCAAGGCAUUUCUCCAACCCAUUAUAAUGGUGAGGAAUGGAACGAAACCAAAUCGACCUGCAUUGGCGAAACUCAACCAAUAAGUGGAAGAACAUAUCCAGGAGGUUCACCACCAGCAGCUACAGUGGUAAAACAAGUGUUGAGUGAGAUGAAAAUAGCUGUUACAUUGCUUGACAUAACAACACUUUCACAGCUAAGGAAAGAUGGCCACCCUUCCAUUUAUGGAUACGAGGCAAAAAAGGGGAAUGAUUGCAGCCAUUGGUGUCUUGCUGGAGUUCCUGAUACAUGGAAUCAACUUUUGUAUUCCAUUCUUGUUACUGGAGAGGGAAGCAAGUUACAGUAAAUGUUAAAAAUAAAAAUAAAUGAUCAAGUACCCAGAAAAGGGAUUAAUUUAAUAAUUAGAUAAACGAGUUAAAUUGAAUCUCAAAAUCUUCAAAAAGAUGUUCAAAACUCCACAAUGAGAAUCAAAGAAGCAGAUGUUAGGUUUACAUUUUCUAACAAUAUUUUGGGUGUAUCAUUUAAACGCAAGUCGUUUAAGGCGAUAUUUGUUAUG
Hevea brasiliensis (rubber tree) is the source of this 1345-nucleotide messenger RNA. RefSeq names its product protein trichome birefringence-like 41. The transcript is spliced from 5 exons. NCBI's taxonomy places the organism in Eukaryota, Viridiplantae, Streptophyta, Magnoliopsida, Malpighiales, Euphorbiaceae. The record is from RefSeq and is a predicted model, not a curated record. Gene Ontology annotation, molecular function: O-acetyltransferase activity. The coding region runs from base 32 to 1135 and encodes 367 amino acids. Gene Ontology annotation, cellular component: Golgi apparatus.